This is a messenger RNA of Chlorocebus sabaeus (green monkey), 3713 nucleotides long. NCBI's taxonomy places the organism in Eukaryota, Metazoa, Chordata, Mammalia, Primates, Cercopithecidae. The record is from RefSeq and is a predicted model, not a curated record.
AACUCAGAAAAGUGCUCCCCAAAACAAGUAAAAACCUUCGGGGAAGAGGCAAAGUCCCUGAGCUAUCCUGACCCCAGCCGCCGGCCCGUGUUUGGUGGAUCAGGUCCUGGAGCUCGGCAGCCUGGAAGCCCCACACCAGGCCGGCCCCUACGGCCGCUCAGAAAACGCGGCGAGCGGAACCCGCACGCGGAAGCGCCGGCCGCACUGAGCAUGCCCAGUUGCAGAGCCGACCAGAGGAGUUUUUUCUUUUCUUUUCUUUUUUUUUUUUGGGGGGGGGUCUCAAGUAGGAGGCCUCCCCACCACCCCCACCCCAACCCCCCAGCACCCCCGGCUUAAGCAGCUACCAUGGCCCAGGUGGCCAACGCGGCGUUGUCCCAGGCGGGUUGGUAUCUUUCAGAUGAAGGCAUUGAAGCUUGCACAAGCUCUCCUGACAAAGUCAAUGUAAAUGACAUCAUCCUGAUUGCUCUCAAUACAGAUCUGAGAACAAUUGGCAAGAAAUUCCUCCCCAGUGACAUCAAUAGUGGAAAGGUAGAAAAGCUCGAAGGUCCAUGUGUUUUGCAAAUUCAAAAAAUUCGCAAUGUUGCUGCACCAAAGGAUAACGAAGAAUCUCAGGCUGCACCAAGGAUGCUGCGAUUGCAGAUGACUGAUGGUCAUAUAAGUUGCACAGCAGUAGAAUUUAGUUACAUGUCAAAAAUAAGCCUGAACACACCACCUGGAACUAAAGUUAAGCUCUCAGGCAUUGUUGACAUAAAAAAUGGAUUCCUGCUCUUGAAUGACUCUAACACUACAGUUCUUGGUGGUGAAGUGGAACACCUUAUUGAGAAGUGGGAGUUACAGAGAAGCUUAUCAAAACACAAUAGAAGCAAUAUUGGAACUGAAGGUGGACCACCUCCUUUUGUGCCUUUUGGACAGAAGUGUGUAUCUCAUGUCCAAGUGGAUAGCAGAGAACUUGAUCGAAGAAAAACAUUGCAAGUUACAAUGCCUGUCAAACCUACAAAUGAUAAUGAUGAAUUUGAAAAGCAAAGGACGGCUGCUAUUGCUGAAGUUGCAAAGAGCAAAGAAACCAAGACAUUUGGAGGAGGUGGUGGUGGUGCCAGAAGUAAUCUCAAUAUGAAUGCUGCUGGUAACCGAAAUAGGGAAGUUUUACAGAAAGAAAAGUCAACCAAAUCAGAGGGAAAACAUGAUGGUGUCUAUAGAGAACUGGUUGAUGAGAAAGCUCUGAAGCACAUAACAGAAAUGGGCUUCAGUAAGGAAGCAUCCAGGCAAGCUCUUAUGGAUAAUGGCAACAACUUAGAAGCAGCAUUGAACGUACUUCUUACAAGCAAUAAACAGAAACCUGUUAUGGGUCCUCCUCUGAGAGGUAGAGGAAAAGGCAGGGGACGAAUAAGAUCUGAAGAUGAAGAGGACCUGGGAAAUGCAAGGCCAUCAGCACCAAGCACAUUAUUUGAUUUCUUGGAAUCUAAAAUGGGAACUUUGAAUGUGGAAGAACCUAAAUCACAGCCACAGCAGCUUCAUCAGGGACAAUACAGAUCGUCAAAUACUGAGCAAAAUGGAGUAAAAGAUAAUAAUCAUCUGAGACAUCCUCCUAGAAAUGACACCAGGCAGCCAAGAAAUGAAAAACCACCUCGUUUUCAAAGAGACUCCCAAAAUUCAAAGCCAGUUUUAGAAGGCAGUGGAUUACCUCGAAAUAGAGGUUCUGAAAGACCGAGUACUUCUUCAGCAUCUGAAGUAUGGGCCGAAGACAGAAUCAAAUGUGAUAGACCGUAUUCUAGAUAUGACAGAACUAAAGAUACUUCAUAUCCUUUAGGUUCUCAGCAUAGUGAUGGUGCUUUUAAAAAAAGAGAUAACUCUAUGCAAAGCAGAUCAGGAAAAGGUCCCUGCUUUGCAGAGGCAAAAGAAAAUCCACUUCCUCAAGAAUGUGUAGAUUAUAAUAAUCAAAAACGUGGAAAAAGAGAAAAUCAAACAUCUAUUUCUGAUUAUUUUUAUGACAGGAAAUCACAAACAAUAAAUAAUGAAGCUUUCAGUGGUAUAAAAAUUGAAAAACAUUUUAAUGUAAAUACUGAUAAUCAGAAUCCAGUUCGAAGUAAUAGUUUCAUUGGUGUUCCAAAUGGAGAAGUAGAAAUGCCACUGAAAGGAAGACGAAUAGGACCUAUUAAGCCAGCAGGACCUGUCACAACUAUACCCUAUGAUGAUAAAAUAUUUUACAGUAGUGGGCCCAAAAGAAGAACUGGGCCAAUUAAGCCAGAAAAAAUACUAGAAUCAUCUAUUCCUAUGGAGUAUGCAAAAAUGUGGAAACCUGGAGAUGAAUGUUUUGCACUUUAUUGGGAGGACAACAAGUUUUACCGGGCAGAAGUUGAAGCCCUCCAUUCUUCGGGUAUGACGGCAGUUGUUAAAUUCACUGACUACGGAAACUAUGAAGAGGUGCUACUGAGCAAUAUCAAGCCCAUUCAGACAGAGGCAUGGAAAGAAGCAGGAUAGAAUCACUGAAUCUUUUGGAGAAUCUGGUAUUUCUUUUCUCAUACUUUUAUAAUCAAAUGGUUGUUGAUGUUUUAUGAAUUUGCAUAAGUUACUAUAACAGACAUCUCUGGAUCAUGCACAUCAUGAUCAGCCUUUCUUCUUUAUCUGCAUAAAUAAUUAACUUAGUUGAGAGAAAUAUCUCCUCGAAAUAUAGAGGCCACCAGCUUAAUAUAUCUCGACCUAUUUGUAUUUUAAAAAAUAUUUGUGUGCACAUAGAUGUCAAAAAACCCUGAAGAAAUAUAGUCUGUGUUGCUGUCAGUACAUGUAAUGUGGAGUUAGUAUAGAAUUCUCUUAGCCCCUGAAAGUGUUAAUGUUGGGGUCUUUGAGUACUUUUUAAAAAUUUUGGUGAAGAGGAAACUAUAACAAGUUUUAAGUCAAUCAAAAAUGUACAAAAUUAUCAAAAAACAAAACAUUCACUGUACUAAUAAGAAGGUAACUAUAACUGAUAAAUCAUACUAGAAAAAUUAAAGGGCUGCAAAGCUGCAGGGAAAUGGUUAGAGAGGCCUUAGCACAAUUAUACUAUGGAUUGUGGAAUUUUUAAUUUUUUAACUUGUGCACUAUAUAUGUGCACUACAAUUUUUUUUUAUUGUGAAAUGGUAUCUUUUAUUAAGAUUUAUGUUUGUUCUUGUUCUUGUAUCUUGUAUCUUGUUCUUGCCACAAGAUUUCGGAAAACUCCUGUUUUCCUGAAUGUAGCAGUGAUCAUUUAGUGAAGAUUUUUUUAAACUAGUUUGCAGAAAAACAGUCAGAAAAGCCUGCAUAUAAGCCAAAAGCCUUUGUAGAAAAUUAGUUGCUUGUAUUGUCUUUUAAAAGUAUAAGCAUAAAUCAUUAAAUAAAAAGCAUGAUAUAUGAAGUGACUCGAUGACUAAGUUAAUAGCCCGUUGUAUGGAAAAUUAAAAUAAAAAUCGUUAAUACUUUAAAUGUAAGUGUUAAUGUUUUUCUCAUGAAAUUUAGAAAUUAUUUGCCUUAAAUUUGUCAGUAGGCCAAAUAUUUAUUUCUCCUUUCCGUGUGGAUAUAUAUUUUUACUUCCAGAACAUACGCACUUGGGGAGUAUAUUUUUGAAAUAUUUUGAAAGUAUUAAUGUUGGUGUCUUUGAGUACACAUUUAUAUGGCCAAAAUGUGUGUUUUGAUUAUGAUUAAAUACUAAUUUUCUUCAAAAUGAUUCAUUAAACUUCUGUUGUCAUCCCUGAUUUAUUUGU